This is a messenger RNA of Dicrocoelium dendriticum, 1988 nucleotides long. The record is from the annotation of a GenBank genome assembly. NCBI's taxonomy places the organism in Eukaryota, Metazoa, Platyhelminthes, Trematoda, Plagiorchiida, Dicrocoeliidae.
GUGAUUUUAUGAAGAGGCUGCUCACUACUCUUAAUUGGCCAUGAAAAAUUUGAAAGAGAAGUUUGCGUUGGCUCAACACAUCGCUCAUUCUCACGGCAAGUGCUGUAUAUUUCUUAUUUCCCUCUCAGGUAUUUUGAAGCUGUCAGAUGGUUCACCUGCCUCACUACCCUUCACUUUGCUUCCAUCCCCAUUCCCAAAAGCAUCACUGCUGUUCGCCAAAUCCAUUCAGCGAGAUUUUAAUUUGUUAUUUCACAAAGUUGCUUUUGAUUAUCCUUUUCUAAACUCAUUGAUGAGCCAAGUUAUUGAAGUUGAUCCCUACAUCCAACGCUUAUGGAACAUACUACUACUAGUGAACAGCGAGAAAUGCCAACAAAGAAUCGUUCUUGGUUUAAACCGCUCAGACUACAUGCUACAUCAGGAUCGAAACUUGACAGCAGAGCAGACACAUCUCAUCGAGAGCCGUUUGCGUCACACACAAGCAGCGGCCACUUUUCCUGUGGCUGAUAACAAAUCAGAUGAUUUGUCUGGCUUAUCCCUUCAACAAGUCGAAUUCAAUUUGAUGGCUUCCAGCUUUUGUGGUCUGGCUCAGCGAAUGGUGGCAGUGCAUCGUUUGACGUUGUCACUUUUUGACCUGGAUAGCGACCAGCUGCAAAGAGUCCCCGAAUGCAACUCCGCCGACAACUUCGCAGAUGCUAUAGCAAUUGCGCGCCGACUUUACCUAGCGCCUGACAGUGAAUUCCUUCCAGGUGUUGUUCCGGAAUCUUCAUCCUGCCGAUCGGGUGCCGUGCUGAUGAUCGUUCCGCAAAAUGAGUCAAACGUUUAUGACCAGAUGGCAUUACUGUCCUCGUUGCUAACUCGACAUCCACAGAUACCUGUGCUUGUGCGCACUUUCGAUGACCUGGUGCAACACAGUGGACGAUUGAGGCUAGACGAAGAGCUUCGGUUGUUUGUGGAUGAGCAGGAAGUCGCUAUCGUGUACUUUCGGUAUGGCUACACGCCGGAACAUUUUCCCGACGAAGAGAUUUGGGAUGUCAAGUAUCAGCUCGAGCGCUCUAUGGCAAUCAAGUGCCCUUGCAUCCAGUACAUGUUAGCCAAUACGAAGCUGGUUCAGGCCGCUCUGUCGAAACCGGCAAUACUGUCGCGCUUUUUAGACCCGAACAGCGACUCCUUCAAGCGCAUACUCUCUACCUUCGCCAAACAGUAUACGCUGAGCGAUGUGUUCGGGUUAUCGGACACCGAGGAGAUCGACCGCAUCAUCCAGGCUUGCCAGAACGAUCCGCACCGUUAUGUGUUGAAGCCACAGCGAGAGGGUGGUGGGAAUAAUUACUUUGAUGAAGAACUUAUUGAAAGGUUGAGGCAAAUAAUGGCGCGAGGGGAUUCUCGUUCAUACGUAAUUAUGGAACGUUUUUACCCGUACGUCGUUGAGAACUACUUGGUUCAUCCACAGAAGCCGCCGGGGCCCCACCUGAUGGUCAGUGAACUGGGUAUCUUCGGCGCAUUUGUCGCACGCGGUGACACCGUCUACUUAAACGAACAUGCUGGUCACUUGUUAAGAACCAAGCUGGCGGAAUUCACCGAGGGUGGAAUAGCUGCAGGAUACGGCUGCCUGGACUCACCUUUCCUAACAUGACGCUUAGAUCUACGCGCUUUCAUCUGCCACUGGCUCUCAUUGGGAUCGCUGCAAUCACGUCCGAUCUACUACUUCUUGCUGCUCGAGUACUCCUCACAACGCGGAAAAUUUGUGCGCCUUUUAUUCUAAUAUGGAUGACACACAUUUGCCCUUUCCAUCCAUCACAAUUUGUUCACGCAUACAAAACACCUGAUUUACAGCUAUCCUCUUCUGCUCAUGAACAAACCGGUUCCAACAAUAAGCUGUGCCCCAAAACCACAAAUACCGAAAAGGACUACAUGUGUUACCCUAUCCCGAUAGUGAGUGUUAAGGAUUAGGAUAGGGGCUAAUUAAACGUAUGGAGUUCACUACUACUGAG